AUGACAAAUCUGGUCAGUAUCUUACUGAUACUUACUGUUGUUCUGGUCCAUCUCUCACCUGCACAGGACUCAGCCCCCCUCAGCAAAAGCCACUCCAAAGUGAUGUUGUUUCAUGAGGCCUGGGCUCGGAGUGUGUGUCGUUCUCUGGAGAGGAUGGUGCAGGUGGAGCAGGAAUACCCUGGAGGGGUGGAGCACAUAUUCAGCCCUGGCUGUGUGCCUCUCCAACGCUGUUCUGGCUGUUGUAGUGAUGAGAAACUGGAAUGUUACCCCACUCGCACCCAAAAUGUUACCAUACAGUUGUUAAGGAUAACUCCUGCAGAGAGGACAAGAGAGUAUGUACUGCUCUCCUUUCUGGAGCACCACACCUGUGAGUGCAGGUGUCGUCAACCUCACAUCUAA
This is a messenger RNA of Chanos chanos (milkfish), 399 nucleotides long. It is a transcript of the gene pgfa, whose product is annotated as placental growth factor a. Gene Ontology annotation, molecular function: chemoattractant activity; vascular endothelial growth factor receptor binding; growth factor activity. The record is from RefSeq and is a predicted model, not a curated record. Gene Ontology annotation, cellular component: membrane. Gene Ontology annotation, biological process: induction of positive chemotaxis; positive regulation of mast cell chemotaxis; vascular endothelial growth factor receptor signaling pathway. NCBI's taxonomy places the organism in Eukaryota, Metazoa, Chordata, Actinopteri, Gonorynchiformes, Chanidae. The coding region runs from base 1 to 399 and encodes 132 amino acids. The transcript has 5 exons.